GUUAGGGGUAGACUAAUAACCAAAGGAUAGCUUAGCUUCGGUUUGUGAACUUGAGGUGAAGGCGGUGCAUUGCUCCGUUGCCUCAUGUGAAGUUUGCACUAUAGUCUGCAAAGCAGGUCAAACUGUUUUCAAGUCACCCACUACAUGUGAUGUCAUAUGUGCCCACAAUUUUUCGUGCCGGAUGUGCUCUUUGACCAUGCUUCUACUUGACAUGAAUCCUUUCCAGUUGGGCUUGCACAAAAAUAAUUUAGUAGACAUGCACACAUUUUCUGAUCUAUCCAUCGAUUGUGGCAGCGAGUCUGGGAACCAUUGUACUUGUGGGGCACAUGACAUGUCCAAUUCACGUCACUCUAACUGUUGAAUUCGUUGCUUACGCUGUAUGUACUUCACCUCGCUCCGAAGACCAAGCCACGUCACCAGAGUGCCAUGUCAGCAAGAGUGGCACAUCAGCAGAGUGCGAGGUAAGCAAGGUGUGCCAUGUCAGCAAGGUGCCGCGUACCGUGACAUCGAAGACGAAGCUGGGGCUAUGGCGCUACAGUUUGAUUACCACAGUCCACCAGUUUCAUGGGCACCUCAGAGAACGGCCACCACCGUUGCCCCGUGGCGUGGCGAGGUCCUUGCAGACUCCACCCGACAAACGCAAGAGUGCGAUACAAGCACUCCCAUCCAUGUGGACGCCUCACUUCCGUUGGAUAACACAACAUCCGGAUCGCGAGCUGCACCAACACCAUCAUCACAUGGAUUGAGGACCACCGUCACAACGUCUUUGUAUACACCGUGUGGAAUACGUGAAAGUGUAGAAAGUGCAGCAAUUGAUAUCAUCAGCGCCCGCACGCCAUGUGCGUCCGACUUGCCAUUGGGAGAUAUCCCAGCGGACGGUAGCCACGACUGCGACAUUGGGUCAUCGGGUGACACAUACGACGACGAACAUGCCGAAAUAGCCUCAUUGCGCAGAUAUAUGACCUUCAAGGAUUUGACAUUCGUUGGACAGAGAUCCCAGCAGCCUCCAGAGUUUUCAGACAGCAGACCGUCAACGACGAUCCCCGCACACGACAAGCGCGGUCGGAAGCGGAGACACACAGAAAAGCAACCGGCUUAUGAAUCCUCGGACCGUGAGGUGUUCUCAUCAGGCGAUAAUCUGACCAGUCCUGAUGGUGUGAUGUGGACCACACCUCCCACACAACAAGCACUCACAGGGGAUUUCAGACCGUUGAAAGUAGGAGGUCGUUAUGAGUCUAUGGAUGUGUUGCGUGACGCGGUGGUGUUCUGCGCUGUGGCAUCUGGUUUCGAGUUCCGCCUCAAGAGAUCGAACAAGAUGAGGUACUAUGCCACAUGUGCUCACCCAGAUUGCCCAUGGACAUUGGAGGGCAAAACAGCACAUGCUAAUGGACACACGGAGAUUGUUCGUCUGACUCCGCAUCGCCCUGGUUGUAGAAAAUCAGUCCAACCCGACCUUAAAUGCAACAAACACGCGAAGCUGAGGUGGGUGGAGCUUAUGGUUGAGAAGAAGUUGCUAGAGGACAGCGGAACGACUUCUACAAAGUUGAAGAAAUGGUUUGACAAGGCAGUGAAGUCCCACGUGAGCUACAACAAGUGUUUGCGAGCGAGGACGUAUGUGCUUCGGACACUGAAUGGGCCUCCGGAGGAGGGGUUCUGCAACUUGCGAAGGUACUGCAGGAUGUUGCAUGAAACAAACCCUGGGUCCAUCAUCGACCUUGAGUGCGAGGGCAACGUCUUCGUUCUCAUGUUUUUCACGUUGGCUGCUCCUGUGACUGGAUUCGCACAUUGCAGACCUUUGAUUGUGCUCGACAGGGCACACAUCAGAGGGAAAUACGAAGGAUGUCUUCUUGGCGCCACUGGUCAAGAUGCGAAUAGCCAAUGUUUCCCCCUGGCGUACGCGAUUGUGGAUGGCGAGAGGAAGACUCAUUGGAAGUGGUUUCUCGUCCUCCUAAAGCGCUUGUGUGCUGUACCGAAAAUGGACCACAAAAUCGUGACAAUAAUGUCAGACCGGGACAAAGGGCUCAUACCAGCGGUAAGUGAGGAGUUUGGGGAUGAGCGGCAUGCAUACUGUGUCCGCCAUGUUAGUGGGAACCUCUUGAAGAGCUUGAGGCUGAAAAAGGAACAGGCCGCGAUGCUCCUUGAAGCGGCGGGGGCGACUUGCGAGGAGGUUUUCAACUACUACAUGCAGCGGGGCGCUGGAUAUUCGAGGCACAAGAACAUUGCCAACCAAAUCUUUGACAAAGCGCACAAAAGGCAUUCGGGAGACCCUCAUUUCGUCCAUCUAAGCGCUGAACAACAGGAGAUGCCAACAGAACGUGGGGGCAGCGGAUUGAAGGGAGGCGUGGGGGUGGACGGUGGCGAGCAGACGGGUAGAAUAGAAGUCAUGGAAGAGAUGGGGAUGAAAGGGAUGGGAAGGGAAGGUGACGGGGGUACGGAUCUGCUCGAGGGUGAGGAAAUCAAGGGGUCGGCGGGACAGCGUCCGAGGACGAAGGCCUAUCGCCCGCAUCGGUACGUGGGCGAACUGGGGGACGGGUGGGGCUGGAGGGGGAUCGGCUCCGUCUCCGUCGCGCGGUACUUGAGGUGGCGGCUGCAGGGUCGCCAUCUUCGGGCUUCGGCGGCUCUGGAUCCCUGGUCGGAUCGCUACCGAUGCGCAGGCUAGCUUCGCUGGCGAACUCCAGCUGGCGCUUCCCGGUGGCAAUUUCCUCGCGCUUCCGCGCCGCUUCCGGAUCUUCCGCCUCCGUUCCCGUGUGUGUUGCUUCCUCUGGCAAGGCUUCCCACUCGGACCCGGUUCCUUCUUCUUCCUCUUCCUCCUCACUCAGUUCGCCCUCGCUAUGUUCACUAUAGCUUCCCUCCUCCGACGUUUCCUCGUCGUCGUCGUCUUCUUCUUCGUCGUCGUCGUCGUCGAUUACCACUUCCUCUGCCCUCGGAUAGAAGGCGUGAAUGAUGAUCUCGUACGGCUUCAGAUAGUCCUGCCGUGAUGGUAGCGUAUCCUCGUCCCUAGGUUCCUCCAAGAACGCAGUCCACUGAAGGUACGGAUCCAAUGAUCACUCGAAAAUGUAUGGAGCAGGAUUGUCGUCACUCUGAAAUAGAUGUCAGGCGAGAGAUCGUCCGCCAAUUGCACGAUCGGUGCGAUAAGCUCUUGCGCAAUCAAGUGGCACUGACCCG
Chara braunii is the source of this 3165-nucleotide messenger RNA. NCBI's taxonomy places the organism in Eukaryota, Viridiplantae, Streptophyta, Charophyceae, Charales, Characeae. The record is from the annotation of a GenBank genome assembly.